AUGGAAAUCGCCCCACCAACGCCCCUGGAGAGAGAGAAAAUCCCAUCUUCUCCGGGAACCGCUUCCGCCGCCCACGGCGGAUCUCAGCCGCAGACCCCCAGGCCCUCCGCACCCAGAUCCCACCACCAGCCCGCCGGUCCCUACCCCACCACCUUCGUCCAGGCGGACACCACCAACUUCAAGCAGGUGGUGCAGAUGCUCACCGGCUCCUCCGACACCGCCAGGCAGGCCGCCGCUCCGCCCGCCGCCUGCGGCGGCGGAAUUCCCCCGAUCAAGAGCACCUGCCAGAAGAAGCAGGGAUUCAAGCUGUACGAGCGGCGGAACAGCCUAAAAAACGGGCUCAUGAUCAAUACCCUGCUCCCGGCGGGUUUUUCGGCCCGGAAGCCCGAGAUCCUGUCCCCGAGCAUGCUCGAUUUCCCGUCGCUCGCACUCAGCCCGGCGACGCCGCUGAACGGGGACAGCCUGAGCAGAUCGGCAACCGCGGCGUCGCCGACGGUAGUGGGGGAGGAGGAGAGGGCCAUCGCUGAGAAGAAAUUCUACUUCCACCCGUCGCCGAGGACGAAUUCCGGCGAGCCGCAGCUGCUUUCCCUUUUUCCGGUAACCUCCCCGAGGUUUUCGGGGUCGGAGUCUUGA
Striga hermonthica is the source of this 633-nucleotide messenger RNA. Lineage: Eukaryota; Viridiplantae; Streptophyta; Magnoliopsida; Lamiales; Orobanchaceae. The record is from the annotation of a GenBank genome assembly.